This is a messenger RNA of Chaetomium fimeti, 1481 nucleotides long. RefSeq lists its product as uncharacterized. Bases 253 to 1335 code for a protein of 360 amino acids. The record is from RefSeq and is a predicted model, not a curated record. Gene Ontology annotation, biological process: sulfate assimilation. Gene Ontology annotation, molecular function: 3'(2'),5'-bisphosphate nucleotidase activity. The transcript has a single exon. Lineage: Eukaryota; Fungi; Ascomycota; Sordariomycetes; Sordariales; Chaetomiaceae.
GGAGGGAGGGAGGAGGAGGCCGCACAUGUCUCUCGACGCAAGCUCAGCAACAAGGCAAGGCGGCAGCUCGGUUACCGCCCUUCCAACAGACCAAUUUCCAUCACUGGUAUUGGAGGGAGGUUGAUAAACAAAUCACCCUUUCUCCGUCGCAUCCUGGGGCACUGCUCAAAUCCGGCAAACAGGCCCUGAACGGAGCAUCUCCGGUACCGGGGACGGACAAGGUGACAAGACCACACCACUUGGUCCAUUAUCAUGGACAGCCCCUACCGCCACGAGCUCGAGGUGGCUAUCGCAGUUGCCCAGACAGCUGCCCAAAUUAGCCGCGAAGUUCUUGCUGCCGCACAGGCUGAUGCUACUCCUGGAACCUUUGAUCUAAUCAAGGACGACCUGAGCCCGGUCACGGUCGCCGAUUUUGCCAUCCAGGCUCUUCUCACCCGCACCCUCCGCAACGCUUUUCCAAACGAUGGCUUCAUAGGCGAGGAAUCGGCCGAUGAGCUGAGGCAGAACCCGAAGCUAGCAUCCCUCGUGCUCGCCAUUCUCGCGCAGUGCGCGGGCAACACUGUGUUCCGCGACGCCGACGACCUCUGCGAUGUUAUUGAUUCCUGCACCACUCUCACGCCCGGCCCGGGAAGGAUCUGGGUCUUUGACCCCAUCGACGGCACCAAGACAUUCAUCCGCCGUGAGCAGUAUGCCAUCAACAUCGCCCUUCUCGAAACGGGGCGUCAGGUCUUGAGUGUCGUGGCUUGCCCGCUCUUAUCGGUGGAUGUCACGCCGCCGGUAACCGACGGCUCCGUCGACCCGACCGGGAACGGCUGUGUUCUGUACGCGGUUCGCGGGCACGGAGCUCACAUUAGGCCGCUGUUUGGGGACCCUGGCGAGGCGCAACCUCGGAGGCUUCCUCGGCAUGCCGAUGACGCGACCUCACCUCAGGACCUUCGCUCGGUCACCUGCUGGGCACUGCUCGACUCCGGCGUCGAUGUGGUGCACAAGGGGGUAGCCGAGCUGCUUCGUGUACCGUUUCCGGGCAACGACCUGCUGGGCUGGGUCCCCAGAUGGGCCACCCUGGCGGUCGGCGCUGCCAACAUGACCGUCUGGGUGUACAGGAAGAGGGACCGGUACGCCAAGAUAUGGGAUCACGCCGGCGCCAUGUUGCUAUUUGAGGAAGUCGGAGGUAUGAUCACGGAUGUGCACGGCAAAGAAAUCGACUUGACGGCGGGGAGAAAGCUCAAGGCCAACUUUGGCUUCGUCGCGGCCCCGAGGAGCCUACACCACAUUGUGCUGCAGGCGGUGCACGAUACCCUCAAGACGUCUGGGAAAGAAGAGCUCCUCCAAUAGCUGGUGAUAAUCGCACACGAUGGCGGGGAUGCGUAUUUUAUCGCAAACCAAGUUGGUCAGCCCGAUGUUCCAUGGACAGAAGAAGUACAUGCUCGCCAGCAGCAUCAAGAGAAAUGCCUUUCUAUUAACUAACGGCUUGAUCACAC